This is a messenger RNA of Toxotes jaculatrix (banded archerfish), 1631 nucleotides long. RefSeq names its product putative protein TPRXL. The record is from RefSeq and is a predicted model, not a curated record. The transcript has 3 exons. Bases 156 to 1175 code for a protein of 339 amino acids. Lineage: Eukaryota; Metazoa; Chordata; Actinopteri; Toxotidae.
CUGCUGGGUGGGGAAACAGAGAGAGAGAGUGCUAUUAAGAAACAGAUGAGAGAAACAGAUUAGUCCAGACUGGUCGAGAACUGAGAUCAACAUAUCACAGCAGGGUUUAUCUACAGUCACCAGAUCUGAAAAUACUCAGUUCCACCUCAAGCAAGAUGAAUAAAGGUUCUGCUGCUAUUAAGUGUGUUCCGAUGAGUAAAAAGGUGUCUAAUGUUAAUAACGUGAGCUACAACAGAAACUGCAAGGGCAGUCAAAGGCCAGGAAGAGUGUUAACACACAGCCAGGAGCUCAGAGAGCUUUCUUUGUUAACAAUCUCCACCUCGAGUGUGACCCCCAGAUCUCACCAGCGGCGGUGGUCAGCUGACCUUAGUAAAUCUGAGACCUCACCUGUCGUUGUUGUGAAGAAGAACAAGAAGGAACCACAGCCUCCUCAACGAGGAGUAUCCCUCCGCACUUCUCACACAGUAUCCUAUUCUUCUUUCAAACGCUACUCCUGCCCCCCGCUAGGGAUGUUUACCUCACAGAGUCAGUCUUCAUCUUCCUCCUCCUCCACCACCUCAUCCUGCUCCUCUCCGCCUCCUGUGAAGACAUCCGUCAUCACCGGUCAUGACCCUCUAGGCUGGAAGUUGCAUCCUAAAUCGAGCUCCACCUCUGCUCGCACUAAAAGGCUGUCUCUGCAGAUUCCCCUCCCCGUUAUCUUUCCUGACCCCAAAUCCAGUCCUAGCGCAACCUCUCCAUCAGACAACACUCCUAAUGAAGACCCUGCCCCUAAGACCAAACCUCCUCUCAGACCCAAACCAUUCCGCAGGCACCACUCAGAGUCCUCAGCCUUCCUCAGAUCUCUGGCGAACCCUCUGCCUGUGGUGACACUUGAGGAGCUCUGCGCCAUCCGUCUCCGCCCGGUGUCCCAUUCAGAUGAGUCUGAUGAUGUCUUCAUUGAAGGGCAUGAAGAGAAGGUGAAGGUGACCUCUCAGCCACGCAAAAUACCACCUCCAGUUCCAGAAAAGACCUUCAUGGCCAGACAAAUAGCGCAACUGAUUGCUCGUUCAUCUAAACAUACACAUCAGACUGUGGACCACAGCAGCCUGCACGUUAAAAAAAUGGCAGGGCUGCGUCUGGAUACCAGCUGCGACAGGGAGAGACCCUCUCCACGCUUCCCUGGCAGAGAAAUCUGAGAGAAGACAACCGAAUCUUAAGUCUUCAUCCUUCAACCUGGAUCCCUGCUGUAAAUGUAUAGCUAAUGCCCCUCUUUGUUCUUCCUGUUGGUCACAAACAAGCAGAAGAAGCCUGCAGAUGAUGCAGUCCCUGCUGACUGCUGGUAGAGAUUAGAAAUCACUAAAUUUCCCUUUAAAUUACUGCUGUAUAUUCACCUGUACAAUAUACUUUGCCUUGUGUUUUGUUAAAAGUAUAUUACUUGUGAUAGAAGAUAUGAUAUUGUCUGUACUAAAAAUAAAAUUGAAAUGUAUAAUAACUGUGUACACUGAUAUUACCUGUUAAGUUGAUCAAUGGAUUAAUUUAUAAACAGGAUAUAAACUGAUGACAAUAAAUCACUGAUCUUUUUCUCAGCUGAUUUUUUGAAGUUGUGGAUCCUUGUCAAACAUAAAUCUGUAUCAAAUAAAAUCAACACUGGU